GGACUUUCAGCUCGCUUCCCAGAGUCUACUAACCACUUGAGAUAAUUCAGAAAGUUACAGCUUUUCUCCAUUAAUACUGACAGCUGCGUGUAUGUAUCAUGGAGAGAGGAAAUGCACCGAGGACAUGAGGAUCUCCACCCCUAAUGAUGGCAGAUGGAAUAGUCUAUGAAGUGUAUGGGAGAAGACUGUUGCCUGGAGGCAGAAUAUUGGGCAGGAGAUCCCAUCGUACCCGGACUUUUUAUUGUACAGACAGGACGAUAGAGGGAGGCAACAUGGACAAUGAGAGGUUUGGGGUGGUCAGAGAGUCCAUGAAUAACAACCAGCUCCUGCAGAAGGCAGAACUUGGAAAGACGAAGAAAAUGUGCUACUCUUUACCAGGAUCGGACUUUACCUAUGGGCAGAAUAGUUUUCUGAAAGAAGGAGGUGUGGCUGCAGCAAUAGGCCACUGGCAGACAGUGGAAGCCAAAGCCCGGCACAGAAAAUUAGAAAGUAACUUUGUAGCCCUCAAUCGCGAGGCUGUAAAAUCUGGUCUAGUGACAUCAGCAGAACAUCAAACUUUCCGCAACACUCACAACAUCUGGCUCCCUGUAAAUGAAGGUCGGGUCAAAGAUCACAACCUCCGCUUACCUCCCGGCAUGACCUUUGGUAUCUCAACCAGGCCAGAGACGCCCAUAUAUGAAUUAAUUGAACACAAAUACCAAAAUCUUUGGCUUGAGCAGCAGCGUCAGGCGAGUGAGGCCCUCCGAAUGAUGUCCAAGGAGAAGAUCAAUAUGAGUAAGGUGCAGGAUACCCGGACCACAAUGCUCAGAAGGUACCAGCCAGAACCUGACCCUGUCCCUCUAUGGCAACUGCCACGUUUUCAAAAGGUUGGACCUCACCUGGACACUUUCCCAAAUGAGAAGGCACGGCAAAGAGCCUUUAGUGCCCACAAUUCUGAUGCCAUCGCACGUCGAGGGCUUCACGGCCAAGGCAUCUAUAAUAUCAGCUGAGGAUUGUUAAAGCUGGUAUAUAUCUUAAAUUAACUGUUACGGGUGUAAUAAAGCAGAAUGUGUGUAACAUAA
Rana temporaria (common frog) is the source of this 1061-nucleotide messenger RNA. RefSeq names its product cilia and flagella associated protein 77 (gene CFAP77). The transcript is spliced from 6 exons. NCBI's taxonomy places the organism in Eukaryota, Metazoa, Chordata, Amphibia, Anura, Ranidae. Bases 144 to 989 code for a protein of 281 amino acids. The record is from RefSeq and is a predicted model, not a curated record.